CUAUGCGCUCUCUUAUUCUCAACGGUCUUGCCAGCUUCGAGCGUUAUCUCGCCACGAUGGCAUGGAGGAGUCAUGGGAAGGACAAUGAGGAUCUUGUCAAUAAUCUGCUCAGCAAUGGCCUCAUCACUUCCAAUCAAGUUGCUGAUGCAAUGAAAAAGGUUGAUCGCAGAAACUACGUUCUAAGCAAGUUUCAAGCAUAUUACGAUUCACCUUCUUCGAUCGAUUAUGGAGCUACAAUCAGUGCACCUCAUAUGCAUGCACACGCUGCGCAAUGCCUUCUUCCGUUCUGUAAACCUGGCGCUAAUAUCCUUGACGUUGGCUCUGGCUCGGGCUACCUAAGCGCAGUGCUAUAUCACCUUGCAGAAGACUCAACAGUGGUCGGAAUUGAACAUGUCCCCGAACUGGUUGAUUGGUCAAUCAAGAACCUGAAAGCAGAUGGUCUCAGCAAUGCCAUUGAGAAUGGGCGUAUCAAGAUGGUGGCUGGUGACGGUCGAAAAGGUUUUGCGGACAAUGCUCCAUACGAUGUCAUUCACGUAGGAGCCGCAGCACCUACGCUCCCACAACCCCUUGUGGAUCAAUUAGCAAGUCCGGGGCGAAUGUUUAUCCCUGUGGGGACGUCAGAUCAACAUGUAUGGCAGAUUGACAAAGAUGAGGAUGGGAAUGUUAGCAAGAAGGUUUUGUUUGGUGUCCUGUAUGUCCCCCUGACGGACUACAAACGUUAAAGCAUGGUACGAUAUUCGUAUCGUUUCCCCUGAGCGGAUUCGCGUGUUCGACGCUG
Cantharellus anzutake is the source of this 778-nucleotide messenger RNA. RefSeq names its product protein-L-isoaspartate O-methyltransferase. The record is from RefSeq and is a predicted model, not a curated record. The annotation marks the transcript as partial. Gene Ontology annotation, biological process: protein modification process. Lineage: Eukaryota; Fungi; Basidiomycota; Agaricomycetes; Cantharellales; Hydnaceae. Gene Ontology annotation, cellular component: cytoplasm. The transcript is spliced from 8 exons. Gene Ontology annotation, molecular function: protein-L-isoaspartate (D-aspartate) O-methyltransferase activity.